Messenger RNA from Psilocybe cubensis, 1149 nucleotides. RefSeq lists its product as uncharacterized. Bases 1 to 1149 code for a protein of 382 amino acids. NCBI's taxonomy places the organism in Eukaryota, Fungi, Basidiomycota, Agaricomycetes, Agaricales, Agrocybaceae. The record is from RefSeq and is a predicted model, not a curated record. The transcript has 5 exons.
AUGUCGACAGGCGACCUCCCCAUUGCGAUUCCCCUGGGAUUCCAGAUAUCGCUGACUAGCGCCCAACUUAACUCUGCGAUUGUUUUUACAUUCCUUUCGGGGCUAUCAAUAUCACUUACAGUGUUAGGAUCAGAGGAGUCAGACGAGGUCAUUCCAACCACAUUCAAAAACAUCACUGGUCCACAGGCGUUCGUAUCGUUUGGAACCACGUCGCUCUGCACUGUACUCAUAGGGUACAAAAUUUAUUCCUCGGGGAGAUCAGUCUCAUAUCAUGGAAAGAAGACUUCCGGAUCGCCAUUUAACCACAUCAUCAGAGUGAUUGUCGAGUCAGCGGCGAUAUACUCGCUCAUUCUCCUCGUGUAUGCGGUUCAAGCAACGCUUCCCAUUUCUAUCGACAGUCUCUUGCACUCUCCGUUGCUGGUUGAGGGUUAUUAUAUGCAGCCAAUUACAGUUGCUAUUGCGGGUAUGGCGCCUACUGUAAUUGCCGCAAGGAUCGCAAUGACGUACAGCACAAAAAGUACUGAGGUAGACUCGAACUCUAGCUUGGAUUCUCACUCCUUGCUCAAUUUAGGUCUCGCUGCAGCACUCAUAUCCGAGUCCGCGAUCCAAUCUUCUGAAGCGGCACCCACUCUCUUUAAAAGACUUACUGGUAUCCAAGCCUUCGCCUCGUUUGGGACAACGGCACUCUGUACAGCGUUGAUAGGGUACCGAAUUUGCUCCUCCGCAAGUCCUAUUCACACAUCCACAAAUUCUGUUGAUCAAGCUCAAGAUCAAUCACUCGAUCAAUCACUUCUAUCAGUGUGCGAUCAAGAUUCUAAGGCAGAAGCGAAGAUAAUCUACCGGAUUGCCAAAAUUCUGGUGGAGUCAGCAGCACUGUACUCCCUUAUGACAUUAAUAUACGCAGUCCAGGCUGUGGUGCCUAUUUCUUCAGAAAAGCUAAUACAGUCACCGCUCAUUGUUGAGGGGUACUACAUACAAACCACAAUUGUCUACGUCGCGGGCUUGUCUCCGACAAUCAUUGCCGCUAGAAUUGCGUUGGAGAAGAACAGAAGGAUAGAUGGUGUCAAAGGUAACAUGGCCAACGUCACAUCAGGAAUCACCUUUCGAAGGCAAGAUGCCAGUACAGUCAAUGGUAUUGAGACGAUAUAG